Anopheles marshallii is the source of this 486-nucleotide messenger RNA. RefSeq lists its product as uncharacterized. The transcript has 4 exons. Bases 1 to 486 code for a protein of 161 amino acids. Lineage: Eukaryota; Metazoa; Arthropoda; Insecta; Diptera; Culicidae. The record is from RefSeq and is a predicted model, not a curated record.
AUGGGAUGGAGAUUGAUUAUACUUGGUAUAGUAACGCUGGGAUCCCUUUACACGUUACAUCUGUUGGCGCAAGACUUCAUGAAACUAUCGAAACCACUAUUCAUGAGCUCCGGGAAACGAGAUCUUGGCCCAUCGUUAUCCUUCAAUCGAACCGCUGCACUGCUGGAGUUUGAGGCAAAAAUCAACUGGAACAAAAUGCUCCAAACCGAUCCGCUCAAGUGCGCAUUUUCCCUCAUCUGCCAAUUGGCCGCCGGUGCCGAACUGCAGGAUGAGCAGGCGAAGAUAAUUUAUGACUUUAUGGCCUUCAGCGUAGAGAACAGCAAAACAAUCCCACGGCCACUGAAGGAAUCCUUCGAGAAUGGGUUGAAAUACAACGAUAACCUGAAGGUGAAGGAAAACUACAAGAAAUGCUACCGUCGCUAUCCGCUUUGUUUGUAUUCCGCCCGAACAAUGCUAAGGUUUAUGAGCCUGUUUGGCAACGAAUGA